This is a messenger RNA of Brienomyrus brachyistius, 3614 nucleotides long. RefSeq names its product coiled-coil domain containing 87 (gene ccdc87). The record is from RefSeq and is a predicted model, not a curated record. Lineage: Eukaryota; Metazoa; Chordata; Actinopteri; Osteoglossiformes; Mormyridae. Bases 625 to 3378 code for a protein of 917 amino acids. The transcript is spliced from 20 exons.
CCCAUUUUAAGUAAAUACUCCAGACUCCGUACUUUUCUUUCGAACAUGAACCACUGGGGAGGGGCUUACAGCAAUAACUCUCUGAUUGGUUGACCACAAACACUGAGCUAACAUGGAAGUUACGUCGAAGUGCAGAAAGGGAGAUGUAGCGAGGCAAAAACUGAGCAGAUGGAAAUAUUUUGUUACCCCAGUUAAUGCAUCAAUUAAUACAUUUUUGCUUGCACCUCCAUAUUUCUGCAUGGAAAAAUUCCAUCGCUAACCAAACUACUUUAACCAUCAAAAUGACUUAUUUAUCCACUGUUUUACGUGGCGGUUUAGUUUCGUAUGAAAUUGUACGUGAAGUUUAACUUAUGAACUUUUAGCGUCUUCCAAGCUUAUUCAGCAAAAAGCUCACUGUUCCUACGAGUGUUAUGAAAGCGUCAGACUGAAGUGGCCAGGAGCUACAAAAGUCCAGGGACCUGUAAACCGGGACCAGGUUCCGGAACUUCGGUGUGAAAACGCAUUAUAAUGAUGGAUGGACAGAAUUUCUCAGAUCUACCUAAGGACCCAAUUUGGAACUCCCACUGGCUUUAUAAGUCCCACUGGCUCUGGGCCAUGGGUUUCCGUUAGCCAGUCAGGUGGGGUAUGAGGAGAGGCAGCCCAAUGUCCUGUGGCCUCUGUGGAGCGGAGAAAUCCCAGAGCAGACGUGUAAGGAGGAUGGACCUCCAGGCACCGUCCACCUGUGACCGCCACCAGUGGUACUACAGCAUUUUGGGACAGCUGACUCUACACGAGGGGGAGACAGAUAGGACUGUGGAGGUGCAGUCUGUCUCAUCUGUCUUGGAGGACCAUACACUUGCCCCCACCUCUCUAUCAGAUUUGCGAUCCAUGUUGGAGGAGUGGAUGGGGAACCAGUGCGUCCUCCAUUCAGUCUCUCAGGAUGACCAGCAAGCUCUGACAGCUACGAUGAUGUCACAGCUAGGACUGAUUUGCCAUGACCUCAGCGGGGUGAACCGUGACCCCUCGCUGUCCCAGGUAGAGAAUCAGCAGCUUCAGAGUGAGAUCUUCAGUGAGAUUCUCCGAGUGUGCAAGCGCCUGUAUCUGCACUACAUCCACCUGCGAGAUGUUCUGCGGAAGCGCGGCGUCUUCGGCGAUCUGGCCAAUCGCAGCCGCUUGUGCGCACAGAUGACCUUGGACUGCGGCAAACUUUUAAACAUUCAGUCAAUUAGGCGCAGUGUGACUGCGGAAAUUAAGGCAGAGCCUAGCAGUGGACAGCAGGGGGCACCAGGCACCCAGUCCGACGACAGGAAGAGUGGAUUCGAAAAUCGACACAAAGCUUCCAUUGAGAAAGACCUCCAAGAGAUAGAGGAGGAGAUUGGGGAGCUGAAUUUGGAAUGCGUGUAUGACCUCAUACCGAGUCACCUGGAAGAGACCAACCACAGAGAACAGUAUACUGCGGAGAGCUGCGCUGGUGAUACUGCCCAGGUGGGGGCGGUCUGCGCUCCUAGAGGCUCUUCCAUCAGGCUGAGGGGCUGCCAGUCCAUGCCGGAGCUAGAGCAGGGGUCCCUGCUGGAGGAGCUGGGCUUGGAGCCGCCGCCGUCCCGGGCACCCUCUCCAGUGGUGCUGCUGGGCCUGGAGCCAAGCUCCUGCCGUGAGAAGGAGCCCAUCAGCGCUGCUGAAGACUUGAGGAGAUUGGUGCAAGACAUUGGGUCUGUGGGUGAGCCUAAAAUGACUGACCCUGAGACAAACCUCGAGACGGACCUGCCCGCCCUGAUCAGCGCUUUGUCUCACAGCGGCUCCAGCAAGCUUCAUCUCCUGCAACAGACCUUACAGAAGCUCACCGAGGAAGAAGAGGACCAUGGCAUGAUGAAGACCACUGUGAUGGAGGAACCUCAACACCCACAGCCAGUGGCUGUCAGUGUCUCAGUCACUCCCAAAUCCAUCGCUCGCACUGCGCCCCCCCGUGUCUCUGACAGGGUGUUUACAGAAACAGUCAAACUCCAUAUGUACCCACCUGUCUACAGCCAUCUCACUGGGGAGACUGAGCCCUCUUCAGUGAAGUGGCUGGACCGAAACCUGAACCUCAGGAGAGAAAUGAAAGAGGUCUACAGGGAGCUGUCCAAAACUGUGUCCAACCACUAUCUGAACUUUGAUGAGUCAGACCCGGUGAUUGAGCCGGCUAUGGAGGAUGGGGGUGAUAUGUGGGUGCCCCCCCGUAAGAAGAGUCAGAGGUCGUUCAACCCAGAGCUGAAAAGGUCUGGCACCAGCCAUCCCACCUGCAGAAGGACAGAGGUUCUCAUGCAGCAUAAGAAGCCCCAGGAAGUGACAUCCGGGACAAAUGGCAGUCGGCUGCACUGGUCAAAAUCCAACCUGUGUGUGGAUGACUAUAUGAAGUAUAUUUCAAACCAGAGACUGGAUUACCUGGGAGAGAUGUUUCACCUGCAUGACAGCGAUGACAGUGACGAGGAGGAGAAACUGAAGAGGAAGGCCUUGGCUCAGCACGAGGAGAAAAAGAAUCACAGAAGGCGAAGUCAGAAGAUUGACUCUCAGAAGAGGAUAAAGGAGGAGUUUGCGGUGGGGGUUUGGAAUGUGAACUCCAUGCUGCUGGGGGGUCUGUGGAGCGAGCCACGGCCGAAUGAGGUGGACAGUCAAGAUGAGGACACAUCUUCUAGCGCUACACAGAGGGCCCAGGAGAGAUGGAGCCAGUCUGGAAAGGAGCCCUUUGUUGCAGUGAGUGAGGACGACCAGUUGCAAGUCUGUCUGGAAAGGAUCUGGAUGACUCUGUCCUUCCCAUCCAGCCAGAGACUGGAAAUGGCCAUCAAGUACAGUUCGCCCUCGUACCAGAGUCGUCUGACGGAGGCAAUUGCAGCGUGGGAGCGCACUGCCAAGCUCAUCCAGCAGAGGGAGGCACUGCUGGCCCAGCUGGAGGUGUUUGAGAGGGGGGCGUCUGACCCCAGCAGGUUCUUCCAGCAUGGUUAUCGAGGCACAUCGAUUGCAAGGAUGGAUGAGUCCAAGCGCAGGCAGAAAAUCAACAGGCAGAUAUCGGCCCUGGAAAGGAUCUUGUCCAAGGAUAUCCAACUCAUCCGGGACCGUUUCUGCGAUACCGUCACAUACAAUGGGAGGCCUUACGAGCAGAAGAUGCGCUGGGAUCGCAUUGAGAUGCUAUACUGGCUGCAGCAGGAACGACGUGUGAUUGCCCUGGAUAAGCUGCUGGGGACAGAGAAGUGCACCAACCCCAGGCUGAGCCCUCUUGAACAAGUUCAUCCCACCACCCAAGACCACACCCCCUUGCCCAGCAAUCAGCAAAAGUGCUCACCACGAAGUAGCGAUUCCACCCCCAUGCUCAUCUCUGGCACAGUUUUUGGGACUGCUGUUGAGAAAAAACAAGCUUACCUCUGAUGUGAAGAAAUAUAUAUAUAUGAUAUUAAAAUGAACGCCUUUACAUCGCUAAUGUAAUUUUAGCAAACGAAAUAAAAAUAAUACCAUACUUCGUUAAGAAUAAAGAAAUGUUAGCUUCUUAAAUUAUAUUUUUAAUAAUCACUGGCUGGAUGUCUGUAGAUGGGCUUUUUAAAAUGUAUUACAUAGACGUUUAAAUGUAAUUUAAAAGUUGAUUAAUCUUUAACAUUGGUCGCACA